Molecule: messenger RNA, 3161 nt
Organism: Impatiens glandulifera
Lineage: Eukaryota; Viridiplantae; Streptophyta; Magnoliopsida; Ericales; Balsaminaceae
Product: kinesin-like protein KIN-8B
Exons: 16
Coding region: 680-2758 (692 amino acids)
Biological process (GO): microtubule-based movement
Molecular function (GO): microtubule binding; ATP binding; microtubule motor activity
Source: RefSeq, a predicted model, not a curated record
CUCAGUAAUUCUCUCUCUUCUGGUAUAGAGAGAGAAAGAGAGAUUGUAGUACCUUCUUCCUCAGGUAAACGUUUCUUCAUCCCUUUCAUCCUCCAUUAAAAUGACCUCUACCACUAUUUAAUGAUUCCACAGUAUCAGUUACGCUCCCAUUAAACAUCGUUUCUCUUCUUCCAACGCCACGAACCAUUCAAAUUUCCCUUCUCUCUUUCUCUCUCUCUCUCUCUCUCUAUAAUCGACGCGUUUCCUUCUGUUUUGUCUUUUUCUCUAGUUCUAUUGCACGGUUCGAAAGAAAAUCUUUGGCAUCAAGCUAUUUCUAAAGAGGAGGAGAAGAAGAAGAAGAGAUAUUAUUCCAUUUGUUUGAUGCUGCUUGAAUGUGUGAUUUUAUUUCAUUUUUAAUUCACCGAAACGCGGCCGGCUGACAAGCGAUUGGAUUGAAAUGUGCCGUUGAUUCGUUCUUACGAGAGGAUCUUGACAAAUCGUUGUUAUCAAUGACUGCUGAUUCGUAGUGCUCGAGCUUAAAUAGUUGGAUGGAUGUAAGAAAGUAACAUGGAUAUGUUCUUACCUCUGUACUUGUGUCGGUUAAUUUCUUACUGAGAAAAUGAAAUCGGAAGCUAAAAAUUAGGGUUCAGACUUGGAAUUAUUAGAUAGAUUUUGAUCAUUGCCGGUUUCUAAAUUAACUAUGCCGAGCAUCAGAGCUCCAGCGAGGAAGAAGGCAACCACGCUCACGGUUGCUGUGAAAUGUAGGCCGCUGGCUGAGAGAGAGCGUGGUCGUGAUAUUGUACGAGUCAGCAAUGAUAAGGAUGUGCUUGUUUUGGAUCCUGAUCUAUCGAAGGAUUACCUCGAUGUUAUACAGAAUCGAACCAAACAACGACAGUAUACUUUUGACCAUUCAUUUGGUCCCAAAUCUAGAAAUUCGGAUGUUUACAAACGCAGUGUGUCUUCUAUAGUCUCUGGGGUGGUUCAAGGUCUCAAUGCAACCAUAUUUGCGUAUGGUUCAACUGGAAGUGGCAAGACAUAUACGAUGGUUGGCACUCAACCGGAUCCUGGACUCAUGGUUCUCAGUUUGCAUACCAUCUUUGAUCUCAUUAAAAUGGACAAUAGCCCUGAUGAGUUUGAUGUUUCUUGUUCCUAUCUUGAAGUAUAUAAUGAGGUUAUCUACGAUUUACUUGAAAAAUCAUCUGGCCAUCUAGAGCUAAGGGAGGAUCCGGAGCAAGGAAUAGUUGUUGCUGGACUUAGAUGCAUCAAGGUUCAUUCAGCAGACAGGAUUCUUGAACUUUUGAACCUGGGGAACAGUAGGAGAAAAACAGAAAGCACAGAGGUCAAUGAAACAUCAUCACGCUCUCACGCUGUUCUGGAGAUCAAAGUGACCAGAAGAAGAAGGAAUAAAUAUCAAAGCCAAAUUAUUAAAGGAAAACUUUCUCUUGUUGAUUUGGCUGGCAGUGAACGAGCCUCUGAAACAAAUAGUGGUGGCCAAAAGCUCAGGGAUGGUGCCAACAUCAAUCGUUCACUUCUUGCCCUAGCAAACUGCAUAAACGCCCUUGGGAAACAACAGAAGAAGGGUCUAGCUUAUGUUCCAUACAGGAAUAGCAAAUUGACUAGAAUACUUAAAGAUGGUCUGAGUGGCAAUUCUCAAACAGUGAUGAUUGCAACUAUAUCACCUGCAGAUACCCAGUAUCAUCACACUGUAAAUACUCUGAAAUACGCUGACCGAGCGAAGGAGAUAAAGACUCACAUACAGAAAAAUGUUGGAACCAUAGAUACACAUGCUUCAGACUACCAACGCAUGAUUGAGAGUCUUCAGGUAGAGGUUGGUCGGUUGAAGAAAGAACUAGCUGUGAAGGAAUCUCAACUCGUCAGCAAAUCAAUUGAAAAGGUUGCAGACGAUGAGCUGUUAUGGUUGAAUUCAUUGAGUCAAGAAACUAGUGAAAAUGUUCAAGAGCGUAUUAACCUACAAAAGGCUCUAUUUGAGCUUGAGGAAACAAAUAUUCGGAACCGCGCUGAACUCCAACAUCUUGACGAUGCCGUUGCCAAACAACAGGCAAUCGAGAAGGAUGGAGCAGUUGUGCAGGCUCUUAGAGCGAGGAGACAAAUCAUUCUCGACAACAUUCGCGAUAACGACGAGACUGGUGUGAGCUACCAUAAGGAAAUUGAAAUGAAUGAGAAGCAGCGUUGCGAGCUGCAAGACAUGAUAGAUCAAUCCAUCAGUAGCAAUGGCGAUAAAACCUAUUUGCGUAUUCUUAGUCAAUACAGGCUUCUGGGAAUGGCGAAUACGGAGCUUCAGUUUGAAAUAGCUAGACGAGAUCAAAUAAUCCACAAUCAACGAGAAACUCAGAGGAAUCUCUGGAACCUGAUUAUGUCAACCGGGCUUGAUGAGAAACAGAUAUCAGAUCUGGCCAUUAAGCAAGGUGUUACCGUAGAAGAAUGGACUAUGACCUCUUCCCACAAACGGUUAUCAUCACUAAACGAAAGACGACACUCUUCGCCUCUAUGUUACCCUUGCACUACUACUACUACACAGUCCACAUACAGCCGAUCAUCUUGCAGUUUUGAACAGAACCAACCGUUUUUAUCUCAUACAGUUUCCAGAGAGGAUCAUCAUCAGUCCUAUUACUCGAUGUCUCGUCAUGAUUACUCUCCUGAUCCUCCAUCGGUUAACUUACGUAAUUCAUAUCCUCAAAAGGAGUCAUGUUAUGAUUAUGAGAGGAGAAUAAGCAGCAUUGGCGAGUCAACAACAAAUCAGUUUGUAAGAUACAACUAAUUGGAACAAUCAGGUAUGGUAUCCUCUAAACAUCCUAAUGCAUGGCCAUCGAUUCCUUCUCAUGGUUUUGGUUCUCAUUUGUCUAGAUAUUUGUAGACAUAUUGUUUCAAACCAUGGUCUUGGUCGAUUUUUUUUCCUAUCCAAGGCUGAGUUGGGAAAUGUUUUUCGAUCUGUUCUUUGUUGUUGUUGUACAUAUUUGAACCUGAACAGUUUUAUUCUUUGAAUUCAGUUUCCAGAAAUGCUUAUUUUGUCGAGCUGAGAUUAGCCAUGAAUCCGAUAAGCUUGAGAUUGAUACUUGUACAUAUUUGAACUGAACAGUUGAUUAAGGCAAGGGAUCUUCAUCUUAACAUUCUUGCUUAUUGUAGACAACAAGUGUUGCUAAAGAUGAACUCUUUUUCUUCAA